Molecule: messenger RNA, 985 nt
Organism: Xenopus laevis (African clawed frog)
Lineage: Eukaryota; Metazoa; Chordata; Amphibia; Anura; Pipidae
Gene: gsta4.S
Product: glutathione S-transferase alpha 4 S homeolog
Exons: 7
Coding region: 149-838 (229 amino acids)
Biological process (GO): glutathione metabolic process
Molecular function (GO): glutathione transferase activity
Source: RefSeq, a predicted model, not a curated record
CACAGACCCAGCUCCUGUGCACCAACAAAUAGCUGCUGUGCUAGAUAUAAAGAGGGAACUUGGAGGGCUGCCCCUCUAUUGCUGCUGAGUGAGAAGAGAAGGUCUGACGUUGCUGGAAUCCCAAGGUGUGGCACCUAAACUAUACAAUAUGUCUCAAAAACCCAAACUCCAUUACUUUAAUGGAAGAGGCAAAAUGGAAUCCAUACGCUGGCUUCUAGCAGCUGCUGGGGUUGAGUUCGAGGAAGAGUUUUUAGAAACCAGAGAACAGUUUGAAGCGCUAGUUCAAGAUGAAGCUUUAGUUUUUAAGCAAGUACCAGUGGUUGAAAUUGAUGGGAUGAAGUUAGUGCAAACAAAGGCAAUCUUACAGUACAUUGCUGCAAAGUAUAACCUUUAUGGAAAGGACCUAGUGGAAAGAGUAUUGAUUGAUAUGUAUGUGGAAGGUACCACUGAAUUCAUGGAGGUUAUAAUGUCACAACCCUUCCUGCAAAAUGAAGAAAAGGGAAUGCAACCUGAUGUUUUUAUACAGAAGGCCAAAACCCGCUACCUUUCAGUUUACGAAAAGAUAUUAAGAAAUCAUGGCCAGGACUUUCUUGUUGGAAAUCGGUUCAGCUGGGCAGAUAUACAGCUUCUAGAAGCUAUUCUUAUGAUAGAAGAAAAAAGUGCUGAUGUGCUCUCUGAUUUCUCUUUACUGCAGGACUUUAAGCAAAGAAUAAGUGAAAUUCCUACAAUCAAAGCUUUCCUUUUGCCUGGGAGCCCAAGAAAACCUCAGCCAGAUGACAAAUAUGUGGAGGCAGUGAAUGCCGUACUCAAGAUGUACUACAAAGUGGCUUUUAAUUAAAGUGUAAAGAAAUCACAUAGGUGAAAAUACGGUGUUGAAAUUUGCUACCAGAUAACUUGUUUGUAUUGUAUUUCAGCUUAACAGUAAUUUAUUAGUAGUGUUAGUAGGCUGAGGAAUCAACAAUGCUAGUAAAUUAAAGUUGUAUGC